Messenger RNA from Patiria miniata (bat star), 2365 nucleotides. Its product is annotated as WW domain-binding protein 4-like. NCBI's taxonomy places the organism in Eukaryota, Metazoa, Echinodermata, Asteroidea, Valvatida, Asterinidae. The coding region runs from base 278 to 1426 and encodes 382 amino acids. Gene Ontology annotation, molecular function: RNA binding; zinc ion binding; protein binding. The record is from RefSeq and is a predicted model, not a curated record. The transcript has 8 exons. Gene Ontology annotation, biological process: mRNA splicing, via spliceosome. Gene Ontology annotation, cellular component: nucleus; precatalytic spliceosome.
UUCCCUGCGUGUUAAUUAUAAAUCAUGUUUUUCAGUGAAAAUUCAUCCUUUUAUCAGAUAUUAGAGACAUCACGACUGUUAUGUUAUGUAAUAAAGUACAUCAAUUUUGAUUUGGACCGAAAUGAAGGAAGUGGACACAUUUCAUUGGAUUUGCAUUUGGAUUUGUUCCCUAUCAAGCGGUCAUUGACCUUAUUAAAGGUCAGUCAAUUUACCAAUCGAAGAACACUUGAGGGCGCACUCACAUACAUAGAGAAUUAAAAACCGCCGGGGAAGAAAAAUGGCUACCUACUGGAAGUCUCAACCAAAGAAGCAUUGUGAUUUCUGCAAGUGUUGGAUAGCUGACAACAGAGCUAGUAUUGACUUCCAUGAGCGAGGCAAACGACACAAGGAGAAUGUGGAGAAGAAGCUUGCUGAGUUGCGGAAGAAGGGCCAUGAGCAGUACAAGAUACAGCAAACCCUUGACAGUGAUCUCAUCAAGAUGGAGACGGAAGCACUUAAGGCUUUCAAGAAGGACUUGGAGAAUGACCCAGCCCUCGCUGCUCAGUACAAGGCCCAGGCCGCUUCAGCUGCUGCUAGUGCUGCUGCAACAGCCAAAAAGAAAGAAGAGCUUCUUAACUCAGCAAGGAAACUACACAAACAAGGCCUAGUUUCCACUAAACAAGCUGGCAAGACUACUGCGACAAGCAGCACAUCAAGCACAGCUCCAGCAACUGAAGCAUCAAGUCACACUGCAGAAUCCACGGCAGCAACCACUGCAGCAGAAGGGUCUAAGACAACAUGUGUUUGGCUGGAAGGAACCAGCCCAGAGGGGCAUACAUACUACUGGAAUACAGUGACAGGAGAGUCCCAGUGGGAGAAGCCUGAGGGCUAUGUAGCCACAGAAGAGUCUACAAUAUACAAACAGCAAGAUCCUGAGGACGGGACCAGUCAGACACAGGAACAGCAAGAACCUGCAGAAGAAACAACCAAGACCUCUCAGGAUCUCAAACCUCCAGGAACCGAAGAUGAGAAACCGGAAGAAAAUGAUGAAGAACAGAAAGAAGAUGAUAGUGGGAAUGAGGAUGAUGAAGAUGAAGUGGAAGUGGAAGAAGAAGAUGAUGAUGAGAAAGAUGAGGAUGCACUGAGACCAGUUAAGCGGAAGAUGGUCAACCCCUAUGGUGGUUGGACUACUAUUGUUCCCGAUGACACACCCCCCAUUGAUCUACAGCUGCCUCAGCCAGACAGGCCAUACUUCCAGCCCAUCGUACCUCAGGCCGCCCAGCACCAACCCAGGGAGAAAGUCAAAUUCAAAGAGCGAACAGUCUCAUCACUAACCUCUGCAUCGCAGUCGUCCUCCUCGCCGCUGGGAAGUGGAGUGGCAUCGUUUAAGAAGAGGAAGUUUGGUGGUGGAGGCCGGUCCAUUCGUCAAAGAGAUACAGAUACUUGAGCAGGUCCGCCUUCAACAUUCUCGGCAUCUAACAUAUAAAAAGAAUGGACACACCUUAAACCCCAGCACUUGAACACAACAUCAGUCAGUGCUUGAUUUAGCUGAUUAAUGUUUGGAGUUAUUUACAUCAAACGAACCUUUUGAUGCUGGCUACUGUUCAACUCCUGCAUACCAGCUUGUGUGAUUUUAAACUUAGAUCUGCAGCCUGUGUAACCAAAAGUUCCUUAGUAUUAAGAAAUGAGUUUUUAACAGACUGCACUUCUUUAUUAAGUGUUGACAAUAGUACUCACCACUCAAGCAUGAAUCUAGAGUUAAAAAAUAUCAUGUUACUGAACCACCCUGACUCUAUGAGCUCUUUAUUUUGCAAUAUUUUAUAGCCUGGGCAUAAUUGGAGUGCAACAUAAUUUGUUGCACUAUUGGACGUACACUGGCACAAUAGUAGUUGCCAAUUGGUCCUUGUACUGCCCCAACGUGCGCUGCCUUCUAAUCCCUGUCCCACUGUAAACUACACCUGUUCUGUAUGGUUUUAAUGAUUCAUCAGGGAGUAUGUACAAUGUCAUAUGAUGUAGCACAGGUGCUAGCAGGUCAAAGAAGGCUGUUUGAAACGAGUACUCGUCCAAUUCCCCCCCCCCCCCCCCCCCUUUUCGCAUUUCAGAAUAUUAUUCCAAACAAAUUGGAUUUUUUUCCUUGGGUGGGGAACUUUCAUGUUUUCGCUCAACAUCCUCUUCUCUUCAACUUGGACUUAUGCCAUGUUUUAAUACUUUUUGUUUACCCUGAACGCGAUUGUUUAAAUUAUUGGAAAGUUAAUGUGUGCAUGAAUGUUUUUUAGGGUGACUGUUGUGUUAUUAGCAGCAUUUUUGCGUGGAUUUGAACACAGCGCUUUUGCAGAUACGUAAUAUUAAUGCAAUAAACAACACAGCUACAAGUGAUCCGCUGAAA